CUCUCUUGCUCUCCCUCAUCUCAUUGCUUCAGAGUAGGCCAAAUCUGAAGUCCUUUCCAGGGAGUGGCUCUGUUCAUCUUAUUUUCCAGCCAAAAUCCGAGCAGCGUAAGAGGAGAGAGACACACUCGGCAGCCAAAGGACUCGGUGGAAAGAACAGAGCACCACAGACAAUAUGUUGCUCGUGGGACCCAAGAUGCUGCUGUUCCUCACUGCACUCAUCAUCCCCUCUGAAUGGAUACCCCUGUGGGUCAAUGGUCAACGAGGAGAUGAUGUGACUCGGGUGACUCAAGAAAUAGUCACAAAUGGUACUAAUGAUGUGACUCAAGUGACUCAGGAAACAUUCACAGAUGAUCCUAAUCUGGUGAAUGACCCACCAACAGACGAAACAGUUCUGGCUGAUGUCGAGCCUUCCACAGAUGACCUGGCCUCAUCCAAUGAUAAAAAUACCACCACAGAGUGCCGGGAUGAGAAAUUUGCUUGCACCAGACUCUACUCUGUGCAUCGGCCAGUCAAACAAUGCGUUCAUCAGUUAUGCUUCACCAGUUUACGACGUAUGUACAUCAUCAAUAAUGAGAUCUGCUCCCGUCUUGUCUGUAAGGAACAUGAAGCUAUGAAAGAUGAACUUUGCCGUCAGAUGGCUGGUCUGCCCCCAAGGAGACUCCGUCGCUCUAACUACUUCCGACUUCCUCCCUGUGAAAAUAUGGAUUUCCAGAGACCCAGUGGUCUGUGAGCCUCACGGGAGAAGAAAGAAUGUGUAGGUGAAAGGAAGGAGACUUUCCUUCUUUCCCAGCCAUUGUCAGCAAGCCCAUAGACAGUAUUUCUUAACCUGUCUCUUCAUAGUGUCCAGCUUUUGCUCCUACUCUCUUUCUACUCAGACUGAUAACAUUUAUUCAUUUUCUCAUACUUAAAAUACAAAGUCUACGUAUGUGAUUGCAUGGUUUUGCCGCUUCUCAAUAUGAUAGACACAGUGGAAUAAAUGAUGACCAAAUGGCUUAUAUACAAACACUCUGCAUACAAUUUCAGGGGAGAAUAAACUUCGUUGAUACCCUUUACUGUUGAAUCUGUCUGACAUAGAUCUUAGGGUAGAAGAAGCGAGCCUUGUCUAUUUUGGCUAACUAUAGAACUUUACUUAUUUUCCUUCCAGGAGUUUCCUAGAUUAGCUCGCUAUUGUUUACAUGAUCCUCUUUACUUUUACUUGAACUGUUUUGCCAAGUUGCCCUCAAAUUUGCCUGGCAAGUGUUCCUUACGAGAAGGAUGCGGCUGAGCAUGGUGGCUCACGCAUAUAAUCCUAGCACUCUGGUAGGCUGAGGUAGGUGGAUCGCUUGAGCUCAGGAUUCUGAGACCAGCCUGAGCAAGAAUGAGACCCUGUCUCUAAAAAAAUAGCCGGGCGUUAUGGUGGGCGCCUGUAGUCCCAGCUACUCAGGAGGCUGAGGCAAAAAAAUCACUUGAGCCCAAGACUUUGAGAUUGCUGUGAGCUAUGAUGCCACAGCACUCUACCCAGGGUGAGAGAGUAAAAAAAAAAAAAAAAACUAGAAGGAUCAUGGUAAUUUUUAUAAUCCUAGAAGAUUCUCCAACAGACCAAAGAAUUAUAAAAUACUAUUAGCAAUAUAUGUAUAUAAAGAUCCAAAAUGCGGUCUUCUGCUAAGCUUAGAGGCUGGGACUGUGCCAGACAGAGAACUUAGACUUACACUUCCCUGACAGGAGGAAGGCCUGGAAAGUCAGUUCUCAUUUACCUAUCCAUUUAUGGCAGCACUGGGGUUAGCCUAACUCCAGAUAGUUCAUCAGGAGGUAGGACUGCAAAGUCAGUCUCAUUUACUGACAGCACUGGGGUUAGCCUAACUCCACAAAGCAAAUUGGACAAUUUAAUGUGAAACCAUACUAUUGGCUAAAGUUACUGCUACUUUUUUCACUCUUAUCACUUAGCAAGUGCACAGUAGAUUUGAUUGUGCAAAUGGCUUCUGGAAUGUCCUGAUUUGGGGCCUAAUAAGGGCAUUCAGACCUGAAUUUUAAUAGGCAGGCAGAAAGCUUACCGAAUAGUUAAUAUGACAGAGUGAAAGAAAUAAAAUAUUCAGAAACAUACAAUUUUAUCCUGGCUCUAGCUGAACCAUGUAGCCUUAGAUAAGUUUUUUUUUAUUGGGUCCUGGUUUAAUUUCCUCAACUUUAAAAUAAGAAGGUUAUGGCUUGGCGCCUAUAGCUCAAGCGGCUAAGGUGCCAGCCACAUACACCUGAACUGGUGGGUUCAAAUCUAGCCUGGGCCUGCCAAAUAACAAUGACAACUACAACAAAAAAUAGCUGGGUGUUGUGGCAGGUGUCUGUAGUCCCAGCUAAUUGGGAGACUGAGGCAAGAGAAUCGCUUAAACCUGGGAGUUGGAGGUGGCUGUGAACUGUGAUGCACGGCACUCUACCCAGGGCAACAGCUUGAGGCUCUGUCUCAAAAAAUAACUAACUAACUAACUAAAUAAAUAAUAAAAUAAGAAAGUUAAAUAUAUUUUAGUUUAAGGUUUCUUUCAAUUCUAUGAUUCUCUAUGUGUAAAUGCAUUAUUCAUAUUUCUUAAAGCCUAAAUGGGGAGAGCAGAACAAAUCCUAUUACAGUAAUUGACAGAUUACAUAUCAUGGACCCCUCCUGUCUGAAUAACUCAAUCAUUUUCUAUAAAAGACAAUGGAAUUCAGAUAGAAACUAGGGAACAAGAAGUCACAGGUGACAGUAGGGGUUGGAUUUCUUUUAGAAUGCCAAAAAAACAGUAAGAUCAAAUUCUUACUGUUAAGAAACAAUUUAGUUUAAUGGGAUUUGUACAACUGAUUAAACAGAAAUUCUAUAAAAAGCUCCAAAGCAUUUAAUCUCUAUUCCACCUCAUCUCUAGAAUUAAAUGUACACAUUUAUAAAAAGACAUAUUACAUGCAUAUUGUAGCCACUACAAAGAAGGUACAGAAUUUCUAAGAAUCAUUUUAAGACUCUCUCCUUGAACUCAACUCUCCCACUACAUGCUGUGAUAUUCCCACCAGAUAGCACCUAAAUCCUGGUAUGAUGUAUGUAGUAUAUUUCAAAUUAAACAUUUUAAAAUACCUUUUUUUUUGUUUUCAAUUUCUUUCUCAGAAAAAGUGGUCUUUGGUCAGGUUAGUUCUUUUUCUUCUUCUCUUACGUUUAUAAGAAGGACUUGAAUUCAUGCUUUUUUACCCCACUUUCAAAAUUAAGUACCAAUAUUGCUCAAAUUUCUCUCUUCUGCCAACCUCUAUUCUAUCCCUCAUUUUACAGCAUUGCUAUUGACUUCUCAACAUCCCAGAUGUGUUCAUUCC
Molecule: messenger RNA, 3294 nt
Organism: Nycticebus coucang (slow loris)
Lineage: Eukaryota; Metazoa; Chordata; Mammalia; Primates; Lorisidae
Gene: MFAP5
Product: microfibril associated protein 5
Exons: 11
Coding region: 173-730 (185 amino acids)
Biological process (GO): embryonic eye morphogenesis
Cellular component (GO): microfibril
Source: RefSeq, a predicted model, not a curated record